GUGAUCCCCGAAAAAACGUGCUGGUUUGUAGUGCAGUGAUGCCUGGCGAUGCAGUGAUGCACGCCAGCAGUCCACCAUCGUUCCGCGCUUGCCUUGCCCCUCAGGCGCUCACCCGCGGCGGCAGCAGCCACCGUUACGCAUCAGCACGGAGGAGAAGUGAUCUCAGCUACCGUGAUACCCGAGACAGCUUCUGCGGCGCACGGUCAUCGGUUGCUGCUGCUGCUGGUCAGCGGAGGGAAGCAGCAUCACCCCGAGCAGCAGCGGCGGAUGGUAGCCGUGCGGCAGCCGCGGCAGAAGCGCUAGCCCUCGCGUCGGAGCCAACGAUAGAGGAGAUGGUCCCGAUAUCGAAUACUCCAUGGAGCGGCCACGACAACGAGCGAGGUGCUACUCAGGAGGGGCAGCAGCAACAAGGCGCAACCAUGGCGACGGCGGGAGGAAGCAGGGUGGAUGCCGCGCUGAUCUCGAGAGGAGCGCUCCGGAGCGGAUACCUCUGGAAGCUGGGGGUCAACGUGCCCAAGUGGAAGCGGCGCUUCUUCGUGCUCAAGCCCAUCACGAUGCUCUUCUACUACAUGUCCGAGCACGACACCGAGCCUCGCGGGUGCAUCGACCUCGACCUCUUCGACGCCGUGCGAGAGGUGCGAAGAGACUCCGGUGGUUACUCCGCAACGACAGCCGCUGCCGAGACCAACAACACUAGCGGCGGCAGCGGCAAGAGGGGGGCCGCGAGCACGGCAUUCGAGCUGUACCGCUCCGGCUACCCGGACGGCAGCGGGUUCAUGCUGGAGGCUAGAGGCGGCGAGGACUGGGAGCAGUGGGUGGAGUCCAUCGCGAACGGCAGGCACGGAAAGCUGCAAGCCGAGAUGGACGUGAUGAGAGGCACCAACAAGCUCCUGCUGGAUGAGAUCAGCGGCCUGGAGCAGCAGGUGGCCACCUUCCGCGGGUACGCGGAACAGCGGCAUGUGACCGUCCUCGCUCUGCGGGACGAGCGGCACCGCAGCCGCGAGGUGGCGGCCGAGCUCGCCGCGCUCGGCGACACCGCCUCCGCCCUGUCGCACCUCAUCGCCGAGGGCCUCAAGGGCGGCGAUGGGAAGCAAGGUGACGGCGAGGAGGAGGAGGAAGGCGCCCAUGAGCUGGCGGCGGCCGGAGAGUUGCCGCCGUCCAUGGCCUGGAGGUCCAGCGGCAGUUGGGAUCUGGACACCGCGCGAUUGCGGUCGCCGUCGGCCCCGCAAGACGAGUCGUCGACUUCCGUGUCUCGAGACAGCGGCGGCGGCGGCGGUGACGGCGGUCGGCCCCGGCAGGAGCAACUCACCGAGCAGGGAGCCGACGAGUGGCUAUCCUUCGAGGCCAUCAGGAGGGCGUUGGCGGAGGCCCGCGCGGAGCUCGGCCGUAGGGAGCGGGCCCUGGAGCGGGAGGCGGACAGGAGGCGGGAGGUUGAGGAGGAGGCGCGACGCGCCGAGGGGCUGGUGAGGGCGGCGGAAGAGCGGGCGGUUGGCGCGGAGGCGGUGACGGCCCGGGUGAGCGGAAGGGUGAGCGUGCUGGAGCGGAGCGUGGAGUACCUGCAGACGCAGUUGCGGGCGCUGAGAGCCGAGCUCUGCCAGGCGCGGCACAAGAACCAGCUAGUCCGGGCGCAGAAGGCCGUCCUCAAGAAGGAGGUACGCGACAUGUUGUCGAGACAAGCAUCAUCGUCCGUUACCGCCGCCGGCACCUCGUCGUCAUCCCCCGGUCGUCACCAGCGGCGAGCGGGGGGAGGCGGCGGGGCUUGGCGUUCCCGUGCCCGCACGUGGGCGUCCAUGGGUGACCUGGCGGAGGCCGACGUUGCCCCUGACGUUACCGGCGGCAGCAGCGGCGGUGAUGGGACCGCAGGCGGGAGCAAAGGAGCGGGUGUGCGGUGGGCCAGCAGGUGCCGCUCUUCGACGUCGGAGUUUUCGACGGCGGACGGUUCGACAGUGGCUAUAGAGGAUGACGACGGCGGAAAGAUUGGCGGCGGAAGCCAACGCCGCCGAGGGAGCAUGCGGUCGUGCUUGUCUCGGGAAAGCCUGGCGGCGGCGUCGGACGGCGGGGACACCGACCUGGCGGAUAGGACUUGUUCGGAGGCCUCUGAUCUGGAAGAGAAUCAAGAAAAUAUCGUCUUCCACAGCAGCAGCAGCAGCCAGUUCCGGGAGGGCGUGUGCCGUACCAUUCGCAAGCGGGUCGGGCCUCCGCGAGUGCCGUCCCUGCCGCCGUCACGCCACCGACGAACCCUUGCCGCUGUCAAGAAUCUAAACUCGUUCCACGACGCAACGGUGCUGGCGGCGACACAGCUGCAGCAGCAGCAACAACAGUCCGAAGAGGCGUCCGGCAGCGGCGGCGGCGGCGGCGGCGGCGGCGGCGGCAACGGGGCUUCUUCUGCAGCGCCGGCAGUGGCCGGGCUAGCGGUGGCCGGCAUGUUCCUCGGGCUCAACAAGGGCAUGGUGGACAAGGCCGCGCAGGAGAUGGGCAAGAAGCUCGCGCUCUGGCCGGGGGCGGCGGGGAUGGGCGAGGCUGCGAUGACGAGCGUAAGCUCGCUGGGUUCCCUCGCGGCGGGCGCGAUAACCGGCGUGACCAGCAACAGCAACGCCGCCGGCGCCGCCGGCGGAGCUGGCAACUACCACCCGCACACCCCGUUGGGGUCGCCCCGGUCGGCUUCGGCGAGCGUUUCCGCCGCUCUAACCGACUCGCCGGUGCGGUGGGACCCGUCCUCACAGCACGGGUCCACGGUGUCGACCGACCUGGGUCUCGGAGAGAUAUCCGGGGCGGAGUCGGAGGCCUGCGUGAACCGUGGUAGGCAGUCGCUGGACGCCAAGGCGGCGGCGGCGGCGGCGGGUGGUGGCAGGGUAGGCGCGGCGGCGGCGAGCGCCCUCUCUGCCGCCGUCGGGGGUGGGCUCAAGAGGGUGAGCUCGUCCCGCACCGCGCUCAUCCAGCUGGCGGACCUCGAGCUUGCCGAGCCGUGCGGGAGACAAAUCGGCGGCGGUGGCAACGAGAUGGAAAGCAGCAGGCCGAGGUCGUCGGCCACACCGCCGUCGUCGCUUCCUUUGGCGGCGGCAGCGGCACCACCUCCGUCCUCCUCCAGUAAGUGGCGGCUGUCGUCGGUCCUCCCCCCGCGGCCGGACGACGAGUACGAGCUCCUCUUCACGACCAGGGUCAUCGGCCUCCAGUUCCAGGAACUCCUCGACGGCACCGGCGUCUGCGUCGCCGGCACCGAGGGCUACGUGGGGCCGGCCCCGACUACCGGAGUCCCCGGCGAGCGGCUGUGCCCGGACAACGGGGACGUCCUCGAGUCCUACAACGGCGUCUCGGCCCGCGGGAAGCCGGCGGACGUCGUGGCGCGAGAGCUCGCGCAGUGCGGGCGCCCCCUCCGCCUGGGCUUCCGGUCUACCCGCGCGGAAGACGAGCUCCUACCCGAAGAGGAGGAGGAGGGGGAGAUGGAGACCGCGUGGGUGGGGGAUUCUCGGCCGCGGACCCCCCUCCUCGAGGAGGGGAGCGGCGGCGGCGGCAGCGCGUGGGGGGGCGGGGCGGGGGCGGUUAGUAGUAGUGCUUCGUCGUGCAGGGAUGAAGCUUUCGCCGGGCCGUCGCAGCACCCGUGGGCGGUGUCGUCCUAAAACGCAACACCUUGUUGCUGUGAUUUUUUUUUUUUGGGGGGGGGUGGGGGAAUUGUCCUGUCUGAGUGGGGAGAGCAUAUCGGGAGGGAGAGGGAGUGGUUAAAAUGAUGUGGGACGUCCAAGGUCCCGAACGUUGCUGCUGCUCCACGAGCAGCGUGAGGGACGCGAUCUCGGAAGCGCGGCACCGCCGGUGUGUGUGUGUGUGUGUGUGUGUGUGUUCCCGUUUUUUUCAUGCAUGAUGUGUCGAUAUGCAUAGAGUAUCAAGAAGGGGCGUAUCUUGGUGCAAGAGACUGAGCACACUGCUGCUGUUGUUCGGGGGAACGAAGAGGUGGGGCCGCUUUUUUCGCGCGCGAUGCCGCCCUUCCUCGGGGACAAGAAUGAUCUGUUCUGUUGCUGUUCGCCAUGGUUGUAUGACGCCAGCGGGGCCUUCAUGUGGACGCAGCAGCAGCUAGGCCGCGGGGAUGUCGCUCGAAGAGAGAUUUUUUUUGUGUAUGGUGUCUGAAAACCUGGUUUUGUUUGUAGCGGUUCACGCCCUUUCAGGAGGAGAGAGAUACUGGAUGUUUGAGGGCUGGACGUUAGUAUGCAAAGAUUGUGUUGGCGCCAAAUCAAACAUACGUGUGAUGGACGCUGUGGGUCUGCGUGAACCGGUUGACUCACAGCCUUUUUUGUCCCCUUUUCUACCGUUGUACUCAAAAGAAGUAAUGCGUGUCCUUUAGCUAAUCGAUGCUGUUUUUUGUAGUGCUGUGUACGCUGCGUGAGGUUUGCAAUAGAAUGGGAGGGGGCGUGUAUUUUUUUUUUUCGUUUCCUUCCCGGGAGGCCGUUCCAGAAAGAAGGGCUGCCUUUUUUCGCGGGCAUUAUCGAGUUGUAUUCUUUAUUUUUCACCUCAAUUGUCACUUACAUGGAGGUGUACUACGGCCGUGGUUGACGUGGAAAUGAAAAAAGGUCGUAAGAAGUGGUUGUAUAUCUACACGAGUCCCCCAGCCAAUUUUUGCUCUUGUGGUGCAUUACCGACUCAGGGAGCAUCGGAAGGAUCUCUCUCUCUCUCUCUCUCUCUCUCUCUCUCUCUCUCUCUCGGGAUGAUGCCGUUUGUUUCCUAGAGUAGUCGUGGUACAUAUUCUACAGCAGCAGUAGUGGUACAUACGCGACGACGUUGUAUCGUUUGACGUGUGUGCUCUGCCGUGGCUACUUUUUCCUGUCGCAGGCCCAGCUGUUUUUCUAGUUGUUUGAAGCGGUGCGUGGUAAAAUUAUGCUGAAGUGGCGUUUUUGACGGAAUCAUCUAGUAGUGGCGAAAACCAUGGUACCUGGCUAAUGGACGAAACCCUUUGGUUCCUAGAAGGACCCUUCACUCUUAAAACACCCACGGGUGCAAGCAAGUUGUUGAAUUUAUGAUCGAAGGACAUGCAUUACCUGGUAUUUGUUGGUCAGUUUUGGUUAUAUAUUCUAGACUACUACUACUGUAGUGUCCGCGUUUGUUCAGAGUGUUCCAUGCGCGGCGUUCCCGUUCUGCGGCUGGCUGGCUGUCGUCUCUUCGUUGAGAGGACCAUGAAAAAGAAAAAAUAUGUUUCGAAUGUGACAUUAUUUCUUUUGUUUUCUCGCCAAAUAUAUUGGGGUGUAAUUUAUGGUUCCCACCCCGCCAAUAUUGUGUACCGCGGUGCAAGGCGCGCCUUGGCAGGAAAGGGUUAGGGUGGUGCAUCACCACAUACAUUCCCUGUUCACCAGACGGCUGGCACCCCUCGUGCAUGUCGGAUUAUGUUCGUCCAGCGGCGUGUUGCCAUAGAGAUCAACUUGCUCACACGGUACGGUUGCUGUGACGCGCAGCCCUCAAAGCGGUCUUCUUUCGUCUUUCGUCUUUCGUGGCGAGACUGUCAUGUCCUGCAUGUACUGCUACGGAAGAAAGGGAUGGCAAAAUUAGCUUGGUGAGAAGCCGUUGGCACCCAACGGGCAAGAUUCUCCAGUUUCCACAAUCCGACGACACCCCAGCACCAUACGCUGCAUGACAGGAUCUUGUGUUGGUUGCCAUGACGUUCUUGUUGCAAAUGGAUGGGU
Molecule: messenger RNA, 5663 nt
Organism: Ectocarpus sp. CCAP 1310/34
Lineage: Eukaryota; Phaeophyceae; Ectocarpales; Ectocarpaceae
Source: the annotation of a GenBank genome assembly